AUGAGUUCUGCGCCAAACAGCUCCCAUAUGCCAUGUAUAAUUAAUAACAAUAUGGAAGCUUUUACUUAUUUUUAUUACUUAAUCUUUCUGAUUGGUAUUAUUGGGAGUUGCAUCGCACUUUGGGCAUUCAUAAGCCAAAGGAAAGCCAGAAAAUGCCUCAACAUCUACUUAAUUAAUUUACUGACUGCCGAUUUUCUACUGAGUCUGGCUCUGCCUUUCAAAAUAAUUGUUGACUUGGGUGUUGCUCCAUGGGGUUUGAAGAUCUUCCACUGUCAGGUUACAGCAUGCCUCAUCUAUGUUAACAUGUAUUCAUCGAUUAUUUUCCUGGGCUUUGUGAGCAUAGAUCGAUACAUUCAGCUCUCAGGAAACACAAGGUUCCAGCGAAUUCAAGAACCAGGUUUUGCCAAAAUGAUGUCUCUGGUGAUUUGGGGGAUGGUCCUGCUGCUGAUGGUGCCUAAUAUGGCAAUCCCCAUCAAAAGAAUAAACCCAAAACCUCUUCUGAAGUGCGCAGAGAUCAAAAUUACGCUGGGAUUGCACUGGCAUGUCCUCACCAAUUUUAUCUGCAUUGCAAUAUUCAUGAACGUUUCAGUGAUGAUACUGACAUCCAACUUCCUUGUGGUGAAGAAACUGUAUAAAAACAGGGACAGAGAAAUGCAGAAAGAUGUACAGCAAACUCUGAGGCAUGUUUUCAUACUGACCAGCAUCUACAUCAUUUGUUUUGUCCCAUAUCAUAUUGUCCGGACUCCAUACACUCUCAGUCAGUACAAACCAGCAGGAGACUGCUCUGUGCAACGAUCCUGGUUUCUCGCAAAGGAAUCCACCUUCCUCCUGGCUGUCCUCAAUCUCUGUUUUGACCCCAUUUUGUAUUUCUACCUCUGCAAAUCAUUUCGGUCAAAAAUUACUGAAACAUUUGGAUUGACCAAGGAGUCCAGGCACACGAAAAGACAGCAUGAAGAGGCAGCAAAUGAGACCAACUUAACACUGUGCAAUUAAGAUGGAUAGUCUCCGGUCAAUUCUCCUGCCCUUUUGCCCCCUAAACUGUACAAAGAAAAAAAAAUAUUAAAAUUAAUGGCACAGAUUUUGAGCUUUUCGAAGACUGUUUGAAACUUUUGCUGUGAUGCCACAGUUUCCUUGACAAAUAAACCAUGUGAAGAAGAAAAAAAAACAAACAUUCACAACAUUUUUACUUUGGGGUUUUAAAACUUGGACCAAAGCACAAAUUCUCUAAGUCUACAACACAAGGUAAACAAAUUCAAGAAAACUAGUUUGACAAAAAAAAAUACUCAAUGUUAAAAGUGAAAUUGAGACAACGGAUAGAUUAAUAUAAUGCUUGUCACCUUUGAGAAAGAUUAAUUCAUGCAAUGUGUACAAAAGCGUGGACUUAUAUUAUUCACGUUUAAGUGUUAUAUCUUAUAUAUUGUAUUUAAUUAAACUUGAGUUUAAUUAAA
Molecule: messenger RNA, 1448 nt
Organism: Rhincodon typus (whale shark)
Lineage: Eukaryota; Metazoa; Chordata; Chondrichthyes; Orectolobiformes; Rhincodontidae
Product: G-protein coupled receptor 171
Exons: 1
Coding region: 1-993 (330 amino acids)
Biological process (GO): G protein-coupled receptor signaling pathway; negative regulation of adenylate cyclase activity
Cellular component (GO): membrane
Molecular function (GO): G protein-coupled purinergic nucleotide receptor activity
Source: RefSeq, a predicted model, not a curated record